Molecule: messenger RNA, 9722 nt
Organism: Nycticebus coucang (slow loris)
Lineage: Eukaryota; Metazoa; Chordata; Mammalia; Primates; Lorisidae
Gene: ZNF106
Product: zinc finger protein 106
Exons: 22
Coding region: 195-5912 (1905 amino acids)
Cellular component (GO): membrane; cytosol
Molecular function (GO): RNA binding; SH3 domain binding
Source: RefSeq, a predicted model, not a curated record
GGUGUGCGCCUGCGUGCUGGCGGCGGUGGCGGCAGUGCCCGGCGGGGAGUGGGUCCGGAGCGGGCUCCCGGACCCGAAACGGAAAGGGGCGUCUGGGGGCGUCGGGGACUCCCUUGCCUGGUCCUCGGCGGUCUGAUGGAGUAAGAAGGGUCGGCUGUGAAUGUGUGACGUUGAGUGCUUCAGAUCUGGUCACUAUGGUACGAGAACGAAAAUGCAUAUUGUGCCACACUGUGUGCAGUUCAAAAAAGGAGAUGGACGAACACAUGCGGAGCAUGUUGCAUCACAGGGAACUUGAAAAUCUGAAGGGCAGGGACAGUAGUCAUGAGUGCCGAGUGUGCGGGGUCACAGAAGUGGGUCUUUCUGCAUAUGCAAAGCACAUUUCUGGCCAGUUGCACAAAGAUAACGUUGAUGCCCAGGAAAGAGAAGAUGAUGGAAAGGGAGACGAAGAGGAAGAAGAUUAUUUUGACAAGGAACUCAUUCAGUUAAUAAAACAAAGGAAAGAAAAAAGCCGACAAGGUGAACCUUCUAAUAGCAGCCAAGAAAUAAACUCUGAUGACAGGCGACCCCAACGGAGACGAGAAGACCGAAUUCCUUACAAAGACAGAGAGAGUUACAGUCAGCAAACAUGGCAUCAUCAUGGACCUCCACAGUGGGAUUGGAAAUGGGAGAAAGAUGGCUUUAAUAAUACUAGGAAAAACAGCUUUCCACAUCCUUUGAGGAAUAAUGGUGGACCAAGAGGUUGUUCUGGGUGGCAUAAUGGUGUUGCAGGAGGCUCCUCGACUUGGUUUCACAGUCAUAGUAAUUCUGGAGGUGGUUGGCAUUCAAAUAGUGGAAUGGUAAAUUGGAAUCAUAAUGGUACAGGAAGGAAUUCCAGUUGGCAUUCUGAAGGAACAGGUGGCUUUUCCAGUUGGCAUAUGAACAACAAUAACGGAAACUGGAAAUCCAAUGUACGUAGUACAAAUACCUGGAAUUACAAUGGCCCAGGAGACAGAUUUCAACCAGGCAGAAACAGAAAUUCUAACUGUCAAAUGGAAGACAUGACUAUGCUAUGGAACAAGAAAUCUAAUAAGGCAAACAAAUACAAUCAACAGAGAUAUACUUGGCAGCGGAAAGAAAAUGACAAAGUUGGUACAGUUUCCACAUGUAGAGGUCCUUCAGAAGGAUUUACAAGUGAUAAAUUUCCUUCAGAAGGCUUACUCGACUUCAGUUUUGAGCAGCCGGAAAGCCAAAGCACUAAAAAAACAGAUACUGCAGCUUCCAAAGUUAGUGGAAAGAAUGGCAGUGGGGCAAGGGAAAAGCCCCAACGCUGGACUCCAUACCCUUCCCAGAAGGCUCUGGAUUUACAAUCAGGAUUAAAAGAAGUCACUAGUAACAAGUCAGAAGUGAUAGAUAAGCCUUUCUUUGAUUUUAGCUUGAUUUUAGCCACAGGAACACAAGAACUUCAACCUAAUGAAAGAAAUAAUUCCCCAACACUCAAAACACAAAAAGAAAUGGUAUCACUUAGUCACAAAGCCACUUCUGACUGCACUACUGCCUAUGAGGCGGCGAGAAAUGGCCCCAUUACAGAAAAACCCGAACAAGAGCAUAACUCAGCUAAGAUGCCAUCAUUGAAAUCCCCACUUCUUCCACUUCCAGCCACUAAAUCAUUUCCUCAAAAGCAAGAUUCAAAGUUUCCCUCAAAAAACACCCAAACUAAUUCUUUUUUCCCUGGAGAGCACUUACAUCCUUUGAACAAACCCACUGUGGAAGAUAACCAGGAUUCUUACAUAUCCAAAUUGCAUAGUUCAAGUCCUUGUAUUUUAAAAGCUAAUAACAGUACAUUUGAAGCUCAAAAGGAACCUGAUGAUGACUUAAACGAAACGUUACAAAAAGCCAAAGAGGUACUACAGUGCCAUGAGUCAUUGCAAAAUCCACUUCUUAGCACUUGUAAAAGGACCAAGAAAUAUGCAAAAGCAAGUAGAAAUGUAGAAGAAUCUGAAAAGGGAUCUUUGAAAAUUGAAUUUCAAGUACAUGCAUUAGAAGAUGAAAGUGAUGGAGAGACAUCUGACACAGAAGAGCAUGGAACAAAAAUGGGAACCUUGGGGUCUGCAACUACAGAAAUUUUACCCUGUAGCACUCAUACUGCUGAUGAGAAAGAGGGAGAUGACCAAAUCCUGAAAACAUCUGGAAAACUAUCCACAGCCCCAUGUCACUCCACAGUUCACCAGAAAGAGUCUGAGUUGGAAAUGACAUCCACAUCCAGUGGCCAACCCAGCUUAUUGCUAGACUUGAAAACCUCUCUGGAGGAUGUGCAGGUUAAUGACCCUGGUAAAUCUCAUGUAACUUUUGAAACAGAUGGUUUUGAGAGUACUAUCUUGGAUGCAGAGCUUCAAAAAAGUGAUACCAGUCAGCCCUCAGGCCCUCUCCUGCCUGAACUAAGUAAGCUCGGCUUUCCUGCCUCACUCCAGAGAGAUCUAACCCGGCACAUAAGUUUGAAGAGCAAAACUGGAGCACACCUUCCCGAACCAAACCUCAAUAGUGCUCGCCGCAUUCGCAAUAUUAGUGGUCAUAGAAAGAAUGAGACAGAGAAGGAAUCUGGACUCAAACCAACCCUACGACAGAUUCUAAAUGCCUCUCGGAGAAAUGUCAACUGGGAACAGGUCAUUCAGCAAGUAACCAAGAAAAAGCAAGAGCUGGGCAAAGGCUUACCCAGGUUUGGCAUAGAAAUGGUGCCUCUUGUUCCAAAUGAACAGGAGGUCUUGGAUUUGGAUGGGGAGCCUGAUCUGUCCAAUUUAGAAGGAUUCCAAUGGGAAAGUGUUUCCAUUUCCUCAUCCCCUGGAUUGGCAAGAAAGCGAAGCCUUUCUGAGAGCAGCGUGAUCCUUGACAGGGCUUCUUCUGUGUACAGCUUCUUCAGUGAGGAAGGCACAGGCAAAGAAAAUGAGCCUCAGCAGCUGAUUUCACCUAGCAACUCACUGAGGACUGCAGAGAGUCAAAAAGCCGUUACACACCUUAAACAGGAAGUGGCACCUCUGGCCACUUCCCUCAGAACAGGUGAAAGGGCUGAAAAUGUGGUUACCCGAAGGCGACACAGUACACAGUUACCCUCUGACCAUUUAAUACCUUUGAUGCAUUCAGCAAAAGACCUUAACAGCCAGGAGAGGUCCUCACCACCUUCAGAGAAUCAGAAUGCCCAGGAGAGUAAUGGAGAAGGAAAUUCUCUAUCAUCAAAUGUAUCCUCUGCCCUUGCAAUCUCCAGUAUAGGUGAUGCAGCCACAGAUAGUAGCUGUACCUCUGGUGCUGAACAAAAUGAUGGCCAAAGUAUUAGAAAGAAACGAAGAGCCACAGGAGAUGGAUCUUCUCCUGAACUCCCAAGUCUUGAGAGAAAAAAUAAAAGAAGGAAAAUUAAAGGAAAGAAAGAACGUUCUCAGGUUGACCAGUUGCUGACUAUUUCUUUAAGGGAAGAAGAACUAAGUAAGUCAUUGCAGUGCAUGGAUAACAAUCUUCUGCAGGCCCGUGCAGCCCUUCAGACAGCUUAUGUUGAAGUUCAGAGGCUACUCAUGCUCAAGCAACAGAUAACUAUGGAGAUGAGUGCACUGAGGACCCAUAGAAUACAGAUUCUACAAGGACUACAAGAAACAUAUGAACCUGCUGAUCACCCAGACCAAGCUCCCUAUAGCCUCACACGAGAACAAAGGAACAGUAGAUCUCAAACAUCUGCUGAUGUCACACUGCUGCCUACUCCCCUUUUCCCAGUUUUCGUGGAGGCUCCAUCUUCCCACGUGCCACCACCAUCCACUGGAGCCCCUCUUCAAGUAACCACACCUCCUGCUUUCCAAGCCCAUGGCAGUGGCCCUGCUCCAGACUCAUCAGUUCAGAUUAAACAAGAGCCUAUGUCUCCUGGACAAGAUGAGAAUGUGAAUGCUGUGUCACAAGGUUCUGCUUGCAAUGUGUCCAAGGAAUUACUGCAAGCUAAUAGAGAGAUCAGUGACAGUUGUCCAGUUUAUCCAGUCUUCACUGCUACGUUGUCCUUAUCAGAGCUAUCAGAAAGUUUCCAUGAGCCUAGCCAAGACCUGAAGUUUUCUGUGGAACAAGGGAAUACCAGAAACAGAGAAACCUCCCCCUCUUCCCAAUCAGCUGGUCUUCCUAACAUGAAAAGAGAAGGUGAAGAGCCAGCCAAAGUCAACAGUGGAUCUGAAGCUUAUACAAGUUCUUUUCUAAGAUUAUCUUUUGCUUCAGAAACCCCUUUGGAGAAGGAGUCCCACUCUCCAGCUGAUCAGCCUGAGCAACAGGCAGAGUCCACUCUGACAUCAGCUGAAACUAGAGGAAAUAAGAAAAAAAAGAAACUUCGAAAGAAGAAAAUGCUACGGGCUGCCCAUGUUCCUGAGAAUAGUGACACUGAACAGGAUGUAUUUACUGCUAAACCUGCAAGGAAAAUUAAAACUGGAAAGUUACCUAAAGCAGGGAGAGUAACAAUCUCCGCUUGGGAAGAUAUCAGGGCUGGUCAGGAGCAGGAGAGUGUCAGAGAUGAGCCAGAUAGUGACUCGUCUCUGGAAGUCCUAGAAAUUCCUAAUCCUCAGUUAGAAAUCGUAGCCAUUGAUUCUUCUGAAUCUGGAGAAGAGAAACCAGACAGUCCAUCUAAAAAGGAUAUUUGGAACUCUGCAGAGCAAAACGCACCAGAAACUUCUCGUUCUGCUUGUGACGAAGUGAGCUCUACCAGUGAGAUUGGCACUCGCUAUAAGGAUGGCAUCCCUGUAAGAGUGGCGGAAACUCAGACUGUGAUCACUUCCAUAAAAGCAUCGAAGAACUCUUCAGAAAUAUCUUCAGAGCCUAGAGAUGAUGAUGAGCCCACAGAAGGAAUCUUUGAGGGGCACGAAGCUGCAGUGAAUGCAAUUCAAAUAUUUGGGAACUUACUAUAUACCUGUUCUGCAGAUAAAACUGUCCGAGUUUAUCAUCUGGUGAGCCGGAAAUGUAUUGGUGUCUUUGAGGGCCAUACCUCAAAAGUGAACUGCCUCCUGGUUACUCAGACCGUUGGGAAGAAAGCUGCCCUUUACACGGGUUCCAGUGACCACACCAUUCGCUGCUAUGACAUUAAGACCCGAGAGAGCAUGGAGCAAUUACAGCUGGAAGACCGGGUCCUCUGCCUCCACAAUAGAUGGCGAAUCCUCUAUGCUGGACUGGCAAAUGGCACUGUGGUCUCCUUCAAUGUAAAGAACAACAAACGGCUUGAGAUCUUUGAAUGCCAUGGCCCUCGGGCAGUCAGCUGCCUUGCCACAGCUCAGGAAGGUGCCCGAAGGCUGCUGGUUGUGGGAUCUUAUGACUGUACCAUUAGUGUACGUGAUGCACGGAACGGACUCCUCCUCAGAACUCUGGAGGGCCAUAGCAAAACCAUUCUUUGCAUGAAGGUGGUGAAUGACCUUGUGUUCAGUGGCUCCAGUGAUCAGUCAGUCCACGCCCACAACAUUCACACUGGUGAGCUUGUACGGAUCUAUAAAGGUCACAAUCAUGCAGUGACUGUGGUGAAUAUCCUAGGAAAAGUGAUGGUGACGGCUUGCCUGGAUAAGUUUGUUCGAGUCUAUGAAUUACAGUCCCAUGAUCGAUUGCAGGUUUAUGGAGGACACAAGGAUAUGAUUAUGUGUAUGACCAUUCAUAAAAGUAUGAUUUACACUGGAUGUUAUGAUGGCAGUAUUCAGGCUGUGAGGCUAAAUCUGAUGCAGAACUACCGCUGUUGGUGGCACGGCUGCUCUUUGAUAUUUGGCGUUGUAGAUCAUUUAAAACAACACUUGCUGACUGACCACACUAAUCCAAACUUUCAAACUCUGAAAUGUCGCUGGAAGAACUGUGAUGCUUUUUUCACCGCUAGGAAAGGAUCCAAACAGGAUGCUGCAGGACACAUUGAACGGCAUGCUGAAGAUGACAGCAAAAUUGAUUUAUGAAGUUUUUUGCCUCCCAUGUUGGGAAGUCAUUAGUUUAACUGUUUUCACAUUGGCCCUUCAUAGAGGCCAUUCUCUUCCCUUCCUUCAUGAAGCAGGGAAGGAAAAAGUAGUUAUUAGCCAGACUUACCACUAGCAUAAGUCUGGGCAGCUCUAUGGUAUGAUGGGUUAUAUUUAAGUUCUUAUUGGAGGUUUUAAACAGUCAAAUUUGAACAGAUUUUUAGGAACUAUACUCCACUGAGACAACAUGACAUUUAGUGAUUUAUGCUACUAGUGUUCUCCAGAUGUUUAUUAAAGAUAUGGAUCUUAAUCGGUUACUCAGUUUGACCCUAAUCAUACAUGUAUUUUGUUGAUUUCAGUUUGUGACUUUUAGUUUAUGUUCCUAUGAUGAUUAAACCUAUAAUCAGGCUUUUCAACACAAGUUUUUUGUUCAAGGCUAGAUUUUCAGAAUCAGCUUAAAUUUUUGCAGUUGUAAUAACUGGACAUUUAAAUUGGAAGCAAAUAGUUUUCCUCUCCAUUACAUGCAGUGUAUUUCACUACUCUCUAGCUUUGUAGUUGGACAGAGCUGGUUUUAAAUGCUAAAGUGCACCCAGUAGAUUUCCCACAGACAGCCUCUACUUUAGGCAUUCAGAAAGUAAACCCCAUAAAGCCAAGUCCUUACAGUUGCCGCUUCCUAGUGAACUUCCUCUGCACGUUUUGAUAGAGUGCUCAGUGUGAGGCAGUGUAUAGACUUAAUGUCUGUCUUUUAAAUGUUGCUGUCAGACUUGAGCAUUCACUGCUGAAGAUAUCUUCAGGCUGUGUGAACUGGAGAUGUACCAUUUUUUCGUUUCCAGUUUCUGACUCUGAGCCUGAUGGGAGAUUUUGAACCCCUUUAUUUGCUGUGUUGCCAACUUCCAUCUCCCGCUGUCUGGCUUUGUCUAGACUGAUGGCAACCAUCAAGUAUUCCUCAAGGCUCACAGGUGCUUGCCACCCACCUGCAGCCCUCAAGAUGGGGGGGGUGGGGGGGUGCUUAGAAUAAAGCAUUUGAAUACAGUUUUUAGGGCCUCAGGCAGGCUUCCUAGGGACAUGUCUGAAGCCAGAGUCUUUGCCUUCACUUUGUCUUUGCCUUGCUAGCUGGUGAAGGGAAAGAUUGCUUGUCUGUUGAGAACAGCCAAAUUAACAAAGCCUAAGUGGGGUUGCUUUGUUUUUGGAUUUUCUCCUGACUCUUAUCAGUAAAGCUAUGAAAUUGUUGCUUUCCAGCCUUUUGUUUCUGGAUCCUCAAAACUCAGAUACUUCAGAGAGAAGGGGGAGGAGCGCAGUGCCACAUACCAAGCCUUGGGAUGCGAUGUCCACUGUUUUCUAGGUUUGCAGAGCAUCCAGGCUCCUCUCCGCCCCUGGAGACGACACACACAUCUACUCAGGUGUCCUCCCGCAGGUUCUAGGGCAGGGGGCUUCACCGAGAGUUCAUGAAUAGGCUUUAAAAGGGUCUGUGAACCCCCUGAAAUUUUAUGCAAGACUAAAUAUGUGUUCUUUUUUCCAGGAAAGGCUCCAGUGGAUCUUAUUAGAUCCAAAAAUGUUAAGAGCUAAUCAGGAGCUACUACUAGAUACUGUGUGACCCCACAGACUAUUUCCUUCUGUCCUCGUGAGUGGGAGAACUUUUUUGGUAAUUACACCGUUGAGAUUUGCAUGAUGCUCAAGAGAAAACAGAAGAUUCUUAUUGCAUAAAGUAUAGUUAUGCUGUUUUGUAUGAGAUUAGAAAGCUUUCCCCAUCUCUUACCUUCAUUUCCUGGAAGGGUGACCAGAGAAGCCAAGCUGUUUUGUGGGUUUGGGAACAGUGAUGUCUCAGAAAUGUACAUUUGGAUUUAUUGCCCAAAGUGGCAUUUUCCUCUGGGCAUGUGUAAAUGGCUGGGCAGCAUGCUGAGAAAACCUCAAAUGCUCUGUUGCAUGGGUGCCCUCCUGCCCUGCCUGAGUAUAUGUCUGAAAAGAUGAGAGUCAUGGAGCCUUGGUACAGCAGGGAAAGGAUGUGUGAAGUGUUGGGCAGUCGGAAACUUUUGAGAGCAUUAAAGAUUGAUAGGAUGGGUAGAACUCUGAUUUGGGUGUGGCUGUGGUAGAAUCAUGUGCCUGUAUCUGCCUGUGUGAAAGUUCCUUUGUAUGUGUGUGUAUGCGUAGGCACCUGUACCUAUAAUAUUUUUCUUCCAUUCAUUUCACAGAAGUUGUUUCUUUUUGUUUUUGGAAACAGUGGCAAUAACAUCUUUGUUUCAAGAACAUGCAAAAUUCUUCUAACAUCAGGUUAAUGUGCUAUUCAAAAUGCACCAUCUGUUGAGAAAUGAAGGGGCCAUAAGCAUCUUGGCUGCUUAUGGUUGUGUGUUAUUACUUUUUAAGUAUCUUGAAAGUUAUGCAGAACUUUUGUUUAGCCUUCCACAUCAUGUCUGAUUACAAACCUCUGCUUCCCUUCAGAGAAGAGCUGUAGCUGAGGGAUCUGUGUUGACUCUGGUAUUUAGUAACCCAAGGAAGAAAGGAAGCGCUUAAAUGACCUGGCAAAACCUGACUAGUUUCUUAAAAGUUGUUGGAGGUCAUUUUUAGAAUGUUACUUUUAAUUGUUUGUGCCUGUUCUAAUGACUUAAAGCCAAGAAAACCACAGUAUAAAUCCUUUUGUGUGCAUAUGCUCAUGUUUUCGUGACAGUUUGUUUUGAUAAAAUAUUAGUCACUUCAAGUUUUAUAUGAAAGUUGAUUAGGUUCAAAAUAUAUUUUUGGCAUACUCCUCUACUGAGUUGCAAAGCAAUUAAACACAAUGCAAACAGAACUCUAAGAGCUUAGAAUGAUUUUUGAUCUGAUGUUACUUAAAUUUGAGAGGAAGUCAUUUCUUACUAUUAUACUCCUGCUUUCUGGGAGACAGUUUUUUCCCCAUCAGAAGAGUUAGCAGUUGAGAGUUCUAGGUCCUGAUCUACCUAUAACUUAUAGGCAGUAUCAUUACUGUGUAAGUGAUUAUUUGCCUAACAAAGGUUUUGUUUUGUCUUUUUUCUGGUAGAUUAUACAGUGGACAACUUUAGUGACUAGACAUGUGGGUGAUUUGGUGGGAGUAGGUAUAUACUUAGUGGAAUGGUACGGUAUAUUUUAUGGAAGAGAAUUCAUUGGAGGGGAGAUUGAAGUAUAUUGUGAAGUGGGAUUUGAAUAACAUGUAGUCUCUGGUUUGCUGGAGUAACUGCAAUUUACAUAUGCUUACUUACAAAUUUUGUUCCUAAAGGAGAACUCCUAGAAUUAUUAGGAAGGCCAUUCCUGCCACAUUGAUAAUGUACUGGUUUUAUCCCUGCCCCAAAUCAUCAGGGUUUGAGGGAAGUGAGGGAAGUGGUCUAAUGGGUAGUAAUAGCAGCUGUAGUGGAGGUGAUUGGGGAUAUACUGAGUUCCAUACGCAAGUGGGUGUGAAAUGCUCACAAAAAGCAAACUUACUGUUUAUUAGACAGUAACCUCCAACUCCCUCAACUCCAGCCCCAAGUAUGUGGCCCUACUGGGUCAUAUGGUGACUCAAGCUUCCCAGAUUUGAUCCAGCUCAAAUAAACUGGGGGAGGAGAGAGUGAAGGAAGAAAGGCUGUUGAAAAUCUUUCUCCUGUUAAAGAGAAAUAUAUGCCCUAGAGCUGCUCCAGCAUCCUUGGUUUCUGAAUUUUUUUAUAUUGAAUAUGGGUUAGAAGAGUGAAAUCAGAUGACUCUUGACUGCAAAAAUGUUUAUAAGCGUAUAGCCUUCUUACAUUUUUGUAUAAAGCUGUGAACUUCAUAACUUUGUAAAGCAAGAUAAAAAGCAAAUGCAAGAAGAAAAUAAAGUACUUUUACUAAUUGUUA